UUCUGGUCUGGGGAAACAAGUUCCUGUUCAAAGUUCACCCUUCAUGUGUUAUUUUACUGUCUGCUGACUUUUAACCACAUUUAUGUAAAGGUUCGUUUUGGAUUUUCGAUGCAAAUGUUUAAAAAAAAAAAAAUCAACAACAACAUUAUUUCUAUGUAUAGUAUACUUUAAAUAAUGUCAAUAAUGAGAUAAUGCUAGUGAUAUUAGAGAGGUAGCUUUUACAGGAGCAGUCAGUCUUGUGUUUUUGGAGAUUGUGGACCAUAUAUCUUAGUUAUAAUCAUGAACAAUUCAUUUGAGUCUGCAGUGAAUUUGUUGGAGUCCUACAGAGGAAGAGAUAAAGUGAUAAGGACAAUUUGCUAUGCAUCGCAGCUGGUGGGUGGCAUCAUAUCAAGAAAAAAAACAACCAACUACUCACAGCUCGGCAAGAGUUUCCUGCUCUUCUCAGCUCAGCUCAGUCACUGCCGGACUGUACUGCGCCUGUUUGAUGACCUUUCCAUGGCUGCUUACUCACUGAGCUAUGGUCUAGGAUCCACGGAGGAAGACAAAGUGCUUCGGUGCAUGUCGGUGCUGAUUAAUGUCGCAGAUCAGCUGUAUUAUCCGUGUGAACAUGUAGCCUGGGCAGCGGAUGCAGAGCUCAUUAAAGUCAAGUCUGACAAAUGGUGGACACUGAGCACAGUGCUGUGGGGUGUAUCUUUACUUCUGGGCAUUCUCAGAUCACUUAAAGUAAUCCAGAAAUUAAGGAAGAAGGCACAGAAACGCAGAGAAGCAGGACACGGGGACAGCAGGGAGAAUGCUGCUAGCACCACUGCAGAGAUUCAGAAGCAGAUUUGGGGAGAGUUUCUUAAUAUUCUUAGCAGCCUAGCAGAUGUAAGCAACGCUAUUCAUUGGAUGCCACCUGGAUUUCUUUGGGCUGGUUGCUUCCCUGAUUGGCUGGUGGGACUGUUAGGAACAGCCUCCUCCCUGCUUGGCAUGCUGCACAUGAGUACCAGUGAUUAAAGUACAAGCAUCUGACAUGGUGUACUGUGGGGACCUGACUGAAUGUCUUCUGUUUGUUUUUUCUUUCUUUUACAUUCGAAUUCUUAUUAGGGUUUACAUGGUAAUGCAAGAUUCACAAUGUUUUCACAUAAUACACUGUAACAUUAACAUGUAAAUUAGCUGCCUGAUGUAUGUAAAAGAUGUACGCUGAAGAAGAAUGAUCAAGUACAAUAAAAUCAAA
Messenger RNA from Tachysurus vachellii, 1216 nucleotides. RefSeq names its product peroxisomal biogenesis factor 11 gamma (gene pex11g). NCBI's taxonomy places the organism in Eukaryota, Metazoa, Chordata, Actinopteri, Siluriformes, Bagridae. The record is from RefSeq and is a predicted model, not a curated record. Bases 280 to 996 code for a protein of 238 amino acids. Gene Ontology annotation, biological process: peroxisome fission. Gene Ontology annotation, cellular component: peroxisomal membrane. The transcript is spliced from 5 exons.